CCGUGACGCUCUUCAUGUGCUCGUUUCUGGUAGUUUACGAUUGUUGUAUCCAUCAGCGUCUCAAUGUAAAUAAGCAGCCGGAGCGAGUGUGUUGAUGUGUGGCUGUCGGAGAGAAACUGCAGCGCGCUCUUCAGUGUGUUACAGGAUUGUAGGUGCAUAAAGCAAACCUGCUGCGUAAAUCUACACAGAGAGACGCGGUAUUGUGUCAUAUAGAGAAAACCAGAGGAGCUCUGCCACGGAAAGGUAUCCAGUAUCAGUCGUAGCCACAUCCUAAAGCCGAUCCAUUGAAGACCACCCUGAUCAAAGGCAGAUUCUGUAGUCUUGCAUGAAUGUGAGAGGAUGCAUAAGACUGUCGAAGGGUCCGAUCAAAGCGUGCACUGACCCGAGACGCCGGUCAACAUCAGGUAUCCAUGAGGACCGAACAGGAAGGAGAUGGAAGCGGUCGCUCGUAGCGGUAUACCUUACACACUGUGGUUUCGGCGUUGAGAAUAAACCCUUGUGCUCGCGUUUGGCCUCUCAGUCCUGUCCCGCUGUGUUCUGCCAUUCAAGCAUGGGGCACACUGUGGAUUUAGCUUUGAGAAGGAUGUGGCUCUUCGGUGUUCUGUCCCUGUUCACGGGCAGCCUGGGCAUCCACAUGGAUUCGGUGGGCAGUCACAGCAUGUUCACCUGCGAGUCCAUCGGCCUCCGAAUGUGCCAGGAUCUUCCCUACAACACCACCUUCAUGCCCAACCUCCUCAACCACUACGACCAGCAGACCGCCGCUCUGGCCAUGGAGCCCUUCCACCCCAUGGUGAACCUGCAGUGCUCUCCAGACCUCAGGACGUUCCUGUGUGCCCUGUAUGCGCCCGUGUGUAUGGAGUACGGACGGGUGUCUCUGCCGUGCCGGAGCCUGUGCACGCAUGCCAAGAGAGACUGCCAGAAGCUCAUGGACAUGUUUGGAGUCACCUGGCCAGAGGAGAUGGAGUGCAGCAGGCAGCUCCAGUGGAGUUCAUUUUUCUCCCAGACUGCUGCCAGAGCCAAGCUGUGUCCCUUCCACCCCAUGGUGAACCUGCAGUGCUCUCCAGACCUCAGGACGUUCCUGUGUGCCCUGUAUGCGCCCGUGUGUAUGGAGUACGGACGGGUGUCUCUGCCGUGCCGGAGCCUGUGCACGCAUGCCAAGAGAGACUGCCAGAAGCUCAUGGACAUGUUUGGAGUCACCUGGCCAGAGGAGAUGGAGUGCAGCAGGUUCCCAGACUGUGAUGAGUCUUACCCUCGUGCUGUAGAUCUGCUCGUGAACGAGGACCCCACUGACCAGUCGUCCAUGUCCGUUCAGCGUGACUAUGGCUUCUGGUGCCCCCGCGAGCUCAAAGUGGAGCCCGAGCUCGGCUACACGUUUCUCAGUGUGCGCGACUGCUCCCCUCCCUGUCCCAACAUGUACUUCCGGCGCGAGGAGCUCACCUUCGCCCGCUACUUCAUUGGCGUCGUCUCCAUCGUCUGCCUCUCGGCCACGCUCUUCACCUUCCUCACCUUCCUCAUCGACGUCACACGCUUCCGCUACCCAGAGCGGCCCAUCAUCUUCUACGCCGUCUGCUACAUGAUGGUUUCGCUGGUGUUUUUCCUGGGCUUUCUGCUGGAGGAUCGUGUAGCGUGUAACGCAUCCAAUCCCAGCCAGUACAAAAUGUCCACAGUGACUCAAGGCUCGCAUAACAAGGCCUGCACGCUGCUUUUUAUGGUGCUGUACUUCUUUACCAUGGCGGGAAGUGUUUGGUGGGUCAUCCUUACCAUCACCUGGUUCUUGGCUGCUGUUCCCAAAUGGGGCAGCGAAGCCAUCGAGAAGAAGGCGUUGCUCUUCCACGCCAGUGCGUGGGGAAUACCUGGCAUGCUAACCAUAACCCUGCUGGCUCUGAAUAAAAUCGAGGGUGAUAACAUCAGUGGCGUGUGUUUUGUGGGCCUGUACGAUGUUCACACUCUUCGCUGGUUCGUGCUGGCGCCGCUCUGUCUGGACGUCCUGGUGGGAGUGUCGCUGCUGCUGGCCGGGAUCGUAGCGCUCAACAGGGUCCGAAUGGAGAUUCCUCUUGAGAAGGAGAAUCAGGACAAGCUGGUGAAGUUCAUGAUCCGGAUCGGCGUGUUCUCGGUGCUGUAUCUGGUGCCGCUGCUGACCGUGGUGGGCUGUUACCUGUAUGAACAGACAUACCGCUCUAUUUGGGAGACCACAUGGGUGCAGGAGCGCUGCAGAGACUACCAUAUACCCUGCCCAUUCCAGGUGGAGCAGACCAGCAGGCCUGACCUCGUCCUGUUCCUCAUGAAGUACCUGAUGCUGCUGGUGGUUGGGAUCCCGUCGGUGUUCUGGGUGGGCAGUAAGAAGACCUGCUUCGAGUGGGCCGGCUUCUUCCAGGGCCGCAGGCGGAAAGAGUGA
This is a messenger RNA of Sinocyclocheilus grahami, 2395 nucleotides long. RefSeq names its product frizzled-3-like. Bases 326 to 2395 code for a protein of 689 amino acids. The record is from RefSeq and is a predicted model, not a curated record. The transcript has 8 exons. NCBI's taxonomy places the organism in Eukaryota, Metazoa, Chordata, Actinopteri, Cypriniformes, Cyprinidae. Gene Ontology annotation, molecular function: Wnt-protein binding; Wnt receptor activity. Gene Ontology annotation, biological process: non-canonical Wnt signaling pathway; canonical Wnt signaling pathway. Gene Ontology annotation, cellular component: plasma membrane.